This is a messenger RNA of Capsicum annuum, 513 nucleotides long. RefSeq lists its product as uncharacterized. Lineage: Eukaryota; Viridiplantae; Streptophyta; Magnoliopsida; Solanales; Solanaceae. The transcript has 2 exons. The record is from RefSeq and is a predicted model, not a curated record. Bases 1 to 513 code for a protein of 170 amino acids.
AUGAACGGAGAAGCAAAUUUUUCUUCAAUGGCACCACCAACUUUCGAUGGAGAAAGUUAUCAAAUCUGGGCAGUUAGAAUGCGGAUAUAUCUACAAGCUUUGGGUCUCGGGGAAGCUGUUGAAGAUGAAUAUGAGAUAGUUCCCUUGCCGAAAAAUGCCACGUUGGCGCAGAUUAAAACUCACAAGGAGAGGAAUACUAGAAAAUCAAAGGCAAUGGUAUGCUUAUUUACUGCAGUUUCAUCUAAUAUCUUUACUCAUAUCAUGUCUCUAGAAUCAGCAAAAGAGCUGAAAAGGAUGAAAGAAAGUGAAACCAUAAAGGAGUACUAUGACAGACUUCUUAAUUUAGCAAAUCGCAUCAGAUUGUUGGGUUCCACAUUCAAUUAUUCAAGGAUUGUUGAGAAAAUCCUAGUAACAGCACCUGAAAUAUUUGAGGCUGCCAUAACAACCUUAGAAAAUACUAAGGACUUAUCCAAGGUCACACUUGCAGAGCUUUUAAGUGCUUUUCAUGCAUAA